AUGCUGGUGACGGGACUCUCCCACAAUGCGGUCGAUGUGCGCGAACAGGGCGCGCGUGUGCACGAGACCAAAAACAGGCGCAAUUCCGCCAUGCGAGAGGUCGAGAGCAUAGGACUCGGUUCCCACCUAAUCAGGUCUGGCUUAGACCGCCACCUCGAGGUUGGUCCCAACUACGCUGGCAUGGACCGCGUGGACUUUGUACUGGAAUCGGGAAAUGGAGAGCUAGAUGAAACGGUGAAUCUAUCUGUUAUCGAUGUUGAAUCUGAGAACGAGGAUUCCUUUGCCGAUCGCAAUAAAAUUUCCAGCCCAGAGAUAUCCGCGCUUCCCGAGCCAGGUGUGCAGGAAGUAGGACAUAUAUCCAACCAUCGACUUGAAGCCGAUCGAUAUGAGUAUUCCAAUUAUGGGCAAAUCAGAAGGAAUUCAGACUCAGAGGCCAGGACGCGUUCUUGGCCAUUGAGAGACCCAGAAGAGGCAUCCCUCUUGAUGCAUUUCGUGGAUCAAAUUUCAUCAUUUUUCGACUGCACCGACCGGCAACAGCAUUUUGCUGUUCAUAUACCCUAUCGCGCACGUUAUUGUGAUACCUUGUUUAACGCGAUCAUGGCAUUGUCCGCCCGUCACUUAAGUUGCACUACUGCCUUCGACACAUUUGUAUCAGAUCGCUACUACCAAGCGUGCCUCAAGACGUUGAUUCCAGCGUUAGAUAACCAUGGGGUCACCAUGAAUGAUGAUCUGCUGGCUGCGACCGUGAUUCUCCGACUGUUAGAGGAGUUCGAUGGGUCCUCCCCGUCCGCUACGACCACUCCAAGCUUACGGCAAGCUGUCUACUGGAGUGGACUUCGCCAGGAAAUUUAUAAUGCACUGAGCCUGCAACAGGCUCCGGAUAUCGAUCUCAGUUCUCUCCACUCUCUAUUUUCCGCACUGGGGCCGGAUGCUGGAGACUGUGCCUGGGCCAACCAAGCGAUCGCCCACUGCGCAGAUGUUCUCCUCUUCUCGUUUGGCACGGGCCUACGCUCAGUGGCUGAGCAUGACAAUCUACGAAAGCAAACUGAUGAAUGGAGCGCCGGGCGACCAGCAUCCUUCGACCCUUAUUUUGUAGGCGAGGAGGUUGAGGUAGGUGUUGCGUUUCCUGAUAUUCGUUUUAGCUCUCCCUGGCAUGCGAUCGGAAACCAAUAUAACGAACUGGCCCGGGUUCUCCUCUCAGUGCACAACCCUGGUAUCCCGACCUUUGGGCCUAUGCGAAGGCGAUUAGUGGAGGAGGCCGAUUCCCAAAUCCGUAAGGGGGUGUGGACCGUGUGUGGUGUGGCGCUAUCUAACUCUUCUGUCCCUCCUGCGAUGGUUGUGGGAUGCAUGGCGAUUCAUCUCUGUGGUGAUCGAUUCACAGAUCGACAGGAACAGAAUCGGUUAAUCCAAGUUUUGACCAAAACCUCCGAUCGGCACGGCUGGCCAACCCAUUUCCUAGAGCGUCAACUUCGCGAAACAUGGGACAUGGCAUGA
Molecule: messenger RNA, 1494 nt
Organism: Penicillium pulvis
Lineage: Eukaryota; Fungi; Ascomycota; Eurotiomycetes; Eurotiales; Aspergillaceae
Exons: 8
Coding region: 1-1494 (497 amino acids)
Biological process (GO): positive regulation of transcription by RNA polymerase II
Cellular component (GO): nucleus
Molecular function (GO): transcription cis-regulatory region binding; DNA-binding transcription factor activity
Source: RefSeq, a predicted model, not a curated record